This is a messenger RNA of Symbiodinium natans, 972 nucleotides long. The record is from the annotation of a GenBank genome assembly. Lineage: Eukaryota; Dinophyceae; Suessiales; Symbiodiniaceae.
AUGCGAGAUGUGUUUUACAUUUUUCGGCCACUUGUUAUGAACAGUGUUGGUCACAGUUGGCUGGCCGGCCGCGAAAAGCAUGCUUCAGGCUUCUUCAGGCUUGCAGAUCGCUUCCCCAGUCGCUUUUCGUUUUGCAGGAGACUCGCGGAGAUGGAGCAGGCAUCACAGCAGUACGCAGCCAAGCUGGUUGGUCCAGGGGACAUGCUGAGCGGGCGUGUCCGGGCAUCCGUGGCAAAGGAAGCCUACGCUUCACUCGAUGAUCGUGAUGUGUGGAAGCAGUUAAAGGCAUCUCCGAAGGACGCCGGACUGCUGGACCGAAUGCUUGCCAUUGAGCACACGUUCACAGGUGAAUGUAGCCCGACACUUGCUUGUGUGGUUCAUGCCGUCCUUCAUUUGCAGCUGACCACAAACCCAGAAUGGUACAACGCCGUAUUGGAACGUGUGGCUGCUGAGCUCAUUGCUGAUGGAGAGAUGGACGCGAAGGCCACAUUUGAAGACAAAGCUAUGUGCCUCACGGAGAUCAUUGCCGUGGCCGCUGGUGGGGCCGGCUUGGCAGCAUUCUACAAGGCUCUUGAAAAGCCCCUGCCUCCUUUGCCAGCCAGUGCUUCGGGCUCACCACUUUUUAAGGGCCUGAGGGAUUUCUACACCGGAAAGAUCGUCGUCACCUCCGGCUAUGGCUAUCAGUUGAACGAGAAGGAGGCAUCAAAGAUUUCGGAGGCGGCUCUCAAGAAAGCGGGCUGGACCUCCAUGGCCGAGUACAAGCCAAACCUCGAAAGCGUGAAUCCGUUCGUCAAGCUGUCCCUGACGCCGUACUCGAGUCUGGCCCAGCAAGACUGGAUGGAAGUGCAGUAUAUUCCGCCUGUGGAUGUGAGUGAAUUUGCGGCAAAGCCGCCGCCGUCACGGUGCCUGUCUCGUCCAGAUUUGGAGGUCGUGGCAGCUGCGUACGCGGGAGCCGUGACUUGCCAUUUCUGA